This is a messenger RNA of Lingula anatina, 1969 nucleotides long. RefSeq lists its product as uncharacterized. Lineage: Eukaryota; Metazoa; Brachiopoda; Lingulata; Lingulida; Lingulidae. Gene Ontology annotation, biological process: negative regulation of transcription by RNA polymerase II; cell fate commitment; positive regulation of transcription by RNA polymerase II. Gene Ontology annotation, cellular component: nucleus. Gene Ontology annotation, molecular function: RNA polymerase II cis-regulatory region sequence-specific DNA binding; DNA-binding transcription factor activity, RNA polymerase II-specific; zinc ion binding. The record is from RefSeq and is a predicted model, not a curated record.
AAAAGUUAAAUAAAUUAGACUUGUAUAUUACGUGCCUACUUAUUGAAAGCAUAUUCAAAAUGGCGCCCAAAGAUUAUCACAGCACCCUACCGUUUGCUGAUCCAGAUAAAUGGCUCAUUGCUGUUAUGUUUGCACAUCCUUUGUUUGUUUUAGACAAAAACUACAUGAAAUAAGCAAAACAAGGUGAACUGCCUAAUCUAAAUUGGAAAUUUAAUCGAUUAAUAUUGUAAACACCUUAACGAUUUGCCCCAAUGCAAUGCUCAUGGUGUUUUAUUAUAGUAAAGUUUGGCUUUGGAACAAAACGGUGAAUAUCCGCCAUUUUGAUUUUGCCCAAUGUGAAUGUGUGGUUUCUUCUUUAAAGAACCCAUCCACACAGCACGUAUUUUUGAUGGUGCUGCUUUAAUUUGUGGUCGUACCUUAAGCAGGUCUUUUUCGACGUCACGAGUUCUAAGUAUUGAUCUAAAUAUCUACGUGCCUUCCGCCCUUGGAACUGACCUAAUUUUGGCAUCAUGUCAUAUUUUCAGUCCUCUGGCGCGUGAGAGGCGUCCCUGGUCAUGUGACUUCUCCGCCUCCCCCUCUUCACUCCAUCCUUCCAUUCCCUAACCCGCUACCUUCUCCGCUAGCCGGAGCUCGCGCCACGAGGAAGGCGACAGACAUGCUUAAAUUCUGCCGUACUUGAGCAAUGGCCACGGACACAAAAGACGCAAAAUGGAGUAGGGGGGCAGUGGCGACAACGCCCAAGGAUUCGACCCCACCUCCAGUCAAAACUAAAAGUGACCUUAAAUCGGCCACCAGGGGAGACGCGACCAGCCCCGCCAACGCCCCCCAGGUGAAGGUGAAGGCGGAGAACGGUGCCACGCCGGCAAGUCACUGCAAGGUAGAGGUGCCACAGCCUCGCCCCUCAGAUCACGACAGUAAGGGCAACAAGGCGGUUCCAGCCAACGUUAAAGGCAAAGGCGGAGGCAGUUCCAAUCCCCAGGGUCCAGAGGGGGUGCAACCUUAUCCCAGCGGUCACAACCCAGCGCUGUUACAGACGGAGGAAGUGGAAGGCUUUUUUAACAGCCUGAAUUCUCCACACGCGACGGCCGUUGUUGGUGCCGAACCGACGCCAGUGGUGACCAGCUCCUUCUCCUCGAGCAACUUGGCCACUUUGACUAACUCCCCGAUGACAGGGGUGCACCAAUACAGCAACUCCCCACAGCCACACACCCCAACCAACGCGGCUAUGCUGUCCAGCGGCUCUUAUUCCGCAGGGUACUACGACGCCGGGGGACAGGGGGUGUACGCCUCGCGCGGACUGUACGUUCCCUCGCCUCGUGCGUACAGUCAGUACGCCUCCCCUCACGAAGCCAGCACCUGGCAUCAGGGAGAAGGCUACAGCUCCCCGGGGAACGCCGGUGGAAGGUACCCGUAUGGCCCACACAUGGACCCCAACGCCAGAUCAUCCGCGGACAUGGCCAAAUAUCCCGAGGCGACGUAUAGUAGUGGCCCCACCGCUGCUCACCGCACGCCUGAGAACCUCUACACGUCUAAAAUGGCCGGGUAUCAGAUCUAUAUGACUCCCCCCGACAUGUCGCCGUGGACGGCAGCUCUCAGUGGACCUUCCCAAGGGGCCGCCAAUGGCGCCGAGUCGACCAUGUUGGAGGACAGACGGGAAAGCGAGAGUGACGAGUACGCCGAGUAUUCCACUGAGCCCAGGGAGUGUGUGAACUGCGGUGCUAUCCAGACCCCAUUAUGGCGGCGUGACGGCACCGGACACUAUCUUUGCAACGCCUGCGGACUCUACCACAAAAUGAGAACGGUAAAUAACGGCCUCACUAGCCCGAUGUUGAAGUCGUCCAGCCCCAGCCAGUUACACCCGCUGCCCAGUGGGUACCUAACUCCGACCACCCAGCCAGGCGGGGUGAUGCCCAACAGCCUGCCCUCCACUGUGGACGACAUGGGGCAGAACUCCCAGGCCUAUAACAAG